AUGGCAAUACCCAUCAGUCAAAUUCCUAUUCGUACGAAAAGUCAGAAAACUUGUAGUCAUCACAAGGGGAAGGAACUUGAAAUGUAUUGUGAAAAAUGUCAAGAACUGGUUUGUCUUAAAUGUAUCGCUUCAACUCACAAAAUUCACCCACUUUGUGAACUCGGUGAAAUCACCCCUCAAAAGAAAGAAGACAUAAAAAACUUUAUUGUCAGAACAGAACAAAAUGACAUGGUAGAAAUCGGUAAAUACAUCACCUCUGCUGAUAAACUUCUCAAAGACAAUGACAGUACAUUUGAGAAACUGUCAAAUCAGCUAAUAAUGCAAGCAGAUAAAUUGAAACAAGAUCUUGACAAUCUUACAGCAGAGACACUUUCUCUUUAUCAGAAAAUGAAGGAAGACAAUACCAAGCUCAUACAGAAAUACAAACAUGACCUGGAGAUGUACGACAAACAACUCAAACAACAAAUACUGGAAUGUAAGACAGUACUUCAGCAGGGUUCAAACAUAGACAUUUUUGAUACACCUUGUGUGAUCCAUUCUCCGAUUGGUGUCCCUGUUGAACCUACCCUAUGUACUGCAAGCUUCACUCACAACAAAAAUCCCCAAGGUCACUUGGAAUUAGCCUUAGGGAACGUGAUCACCUCUGGUCAAGUUCAUACAUCAACUGAUCAGGAUCGGUCAGUCUCGACACCGGGUGAUCGGGGACAAUCCACUCCACACCGACAAGGGUCAGGAGAAGUAACAAAGGAGAAGCUACUAUCAGAGACCACAGUAACGGAAGAGUGGGAGUCUCCAUGUGACAUUAGUUCUCUUUGUCCCAUCAAUAACGGAGCUUGGAGCUGUGGUUACAGUAAUACAUUAGCUCUCCUGGACAGGAAGGGUACAGUAAUACAGAAGAUCACACACAAGACUAAGAUCAACAACAUUGGUCUGUCACCUACAACAAACAGACUGUGGGUUUGUGACAGCAAAAACAACAUCAUGGAGCUGGAAUCAGGACGUCUUACACACCGAUUCAGAACCGAGGAGGAAUCUAAAUGUAUAUGUGUUACAGCCAGUAACCAUAUCAUUGUUGGUAUGCCCAAACACAUCUGUAAAUUUACCACACAAGGCCUGAUCACUACAAUGUCUACAGGGAGUGGGCAACCAUUAGUGUGUACACCACACAGGAUCACAGAAUGUCCCGUCACUCACAAUAUCGCAGUGAUUGAUCUCACUCCAGAAGGUAAAGGUGGAAAUAAGAACAAACAUGUCAUUGUCAUGGAUAGUGACUUCAAGGAUCUGUUUGUAUGCAGCGAUAAACAAUUUUACCCCCAAGAUGUGGCCUAUGAUAGUGUGGGGAACCUCAUCAUAGGGGAUCACAAUAACUGCAGGGUCGUACUCUUCAGUGGAAGUGGCGAGUUCAUCGGGAUCAUACACACAGAUAUAGGCUGGGCAUUGGCUGUAGGUGUGGAAAGGAAGGAUGUCAUGUGGGCAGUGUUUACUGACUUCUCGUGUUACAACGUAAAACGACUACAGUACAGUAUUGAGGACAGCUUUGAUAAAUUUCUGCUGUAA
Messenger RNA from Pecten maximus, 1557 nucleotides. RefSeq lists its product as uncharacterized. Gene Ontology annotation, molecular function: ubiquitin-protein transferase activity; protein binding; zinc ion binding. The transcript has a single exon. NCBI's taxonomy places the organism in Eukaryota, Metazoa, Mollusca, Bivalvia, Pectinida, Pectinidae. Gene Ontology annotation, cellular component: nucleoplasm; chromatin. The record is from RefSeq and is a predicted model, not a curated record. Gene Ontology annotation, biological process: positive regulation of DNA-templated transcription. The coding region runs from base 1 to 1557 and encodes 518 amino acids.